AUGGAUAACCGAAUAUGUGGAAGGUUUGAUUUAUUGAGAAAAUAUUUACCCGAUGACUUAAACUCUACAAGUAAAGAUAUUAAUAGAUUAGGGGAUGCUAAAAAUUAUUGCUCUAAUGGAAAAUCAGAAGAAGCAGAAUGUAAGACUGAGGUCGAUAAAAUAAAUGCUGGAUUUAUAUGGUUGUUCGAGCAAAAUAUUAUUAAUAGGAUUACUGGUUUUAGUGAUUCUAAAGAUCCUAGUGGUAAAAAGCAUAAAGUGUUUAUUAUAUACAUUAUGUUAUGGUUAAAUUUUAAAUUGAAUCAAAAGAAGCAUGCAGAAAUCACAGAAUUUAAUGAUUUUUAUAAUAAAUAUAUAGAAGAUAAUACGAAUUAUACUAAAUGUAAAAAAAAAAUUAAUAAUGAUAAUUAUGGGGAUUGUAGUAGUUCAUUAAAAAAGAACACGGGAUAUACGAAUUUUAAGGAGUUCAUAGAUGAAAACAAAUGUUUGAUGGAUAUUGGUAUUAAUGAUGUGUCUAAUUUUUAUGAUGCCUUUAAAUCAUUAUGCAACAUGUAUACUGAACUUAAUGCAAACGAAAAAACAUCUAAGAAAUAUUUAGAUUGUGCUAAAGAAUUUGUUGAAAAAUAUAAAAAACUGCUUAAUAAUAAUGAUAUUGAUACUGAAGAUAGUCCAUAUUAUCAAGUAUUUUCUACAUUAUCAAAUGAUUAUAACAAUUUUAAAAGUUAUUGUAAUAAACAUAAGGUUAAUUGUGACGAUAUUCCACCCCUUCCAGAGAAAAAAACAACACAAAAUCCUGUACAAAGUUUUCAAUCGAAUUCUGAACCGAGUUCUGAAGUUAUAUCACCAAGUUCGUCGAUAACAAACAAAUUAAUUAUAGUUUUAUCGAUAUUUGGUGCAAUAGCAUUUUUUUUAGGAAUUUCUUAUAAGUAUUCAUUAUUUGGAUUUCGGAAGCGAUCUCAAAAACAACAUUUAAGAGAAAAGAUAAAAAAAUAA
Molecule: messenger RNA, 990 nt
Organism: Plasmodium yoelii
Lineage: Eukaryota; Apicomplexa; Aconoidasida; Haemosporida; Plasmodiidae
Product: PIR protein
Exons: 3
Coding region: 1-990 (329 amino acids)
Source: RefSeq, a predicted model, not a curated record